AUGCGGAGUCCCUCCUCGUCUCGCACCCGCCGCCGCCUCUUCGCCUCGCUCACCCUCUUCGUGCCGAUUUUCCUCGUCCUCGCCACGUGUUCGCGCCUUUCCCUGCCACGUGUGCACUUCUCACUGCGCCUCGAAUGGCCCGACGGCCGCCCGUAUCAUAACGUCAGCAGCGGCCUCCCUGAGAGUGGCCAUGUGGCGGCGAGCGCGAGUCGUCGGCGGGACCUCGCGGAGAUUCCGUCCGCCGCGCCCCCACCGCUACUACCUCCUCCCGUGUGCGAGUGCCCCGCGUGCCCCGCCAGCGACAGUGGCCCUGGCGACAGUGGGCUGGGGGAAGAGGGUGCGAGAAGCGGUGGUGGAGCAGGGAGCAACGGAGCGGAGGGGGGAGGCGAGGCGGAGGCGACGUGGGGCGAGAACCACGCGUUCCGAGUGCACCCGACGAGCAUCAGCCUGUUUGCAGUUGUCAGCACUUACCGCACUGGCGAGGCCAGCUUCAUGGUGGUGGGCGAGUCGCUGCUGGGCGCACAGCUGCACUUUGCUGGCGCGCUUGUGGACGAGUGCGUGUGGCAGGGCGCGGGGGAGGGGGACGGGGAAGAUAAAGGACCUCCGAUCGUUGCGCCAGCAGAGACCUUGCAUCUGCGCCCCUCGGAGCACAUCUCCCUCCCCUGGGGCGCGCUGCUCAUCCGCUGCGCCUUCAACGCUUCAGUGGGCAGCAACAGCAGAGGCGGCGUGCUGUCAGUUCGCAAGCGCUCAGAGGAGCAGCGGCAGCGCCGCAGCAUCGCCCACGAGCACGCCCAUGCCGUGGGCUUCGACGUCCACGGCGCCUCCCCCCUCACCCUGCACACUGCGCCCAUGCCCGUCUUCCGGGAGAAGCCCGGGCUCACCGUGGAUAAUGAUACAGCAGCAGUGGUGGCGCCUUAUGAGGAGACAGGGGUGGUGACCGUAACGAGGAUGAAGGGUGGAAGGCACUUCGUGUCGUACUAUUCGCAUCAGAUUAUGAACCAGAACGACUGUCUGUAUCGCUCGAGAUUCCUCACCAAGUGGCUGCUCUACACGGACCUCGAUGAGUACAUCUUCACGCCACCACCCGCCACCUUCCUCUCGUGGCUUGACCACCUGCCGAGCAACGCGUCAUGGGCCAGUAUGGGAUCAUAUAUGCACAGCAUCAACACCUGCAGCCAGCCACACCACGGCAAUGCCACUAACGAGUCGCAGCUUUUAGUGGAGCAUCUGCCCUGGAGGGCUGAGAUGCCUAGCUGUUCUGACCGAGCGAAGGCGUUGGUGUGCCCGGGAGCGCAGGGGAGGCGGAAGCAAGUGGUGGAUCCGAGGAGGGUGAACAUGGUAUCAGUGCACCGCGUGGAGGAACCUUGGGAUGCGUAUGGAGUGGACUGGAAUGCCUCGUUUGCCGAGCCUUUGCCGAAGCUGAUGCAUUUCCAAGGGCUUCCUGUGAGGAAGCCUGUCAAUGUGCGAUGUAGGGAUGUGAAGGAGGGGCCUCUGAAGGAGGGAGAGGUGGUGGAAGAUGGGAAGGGAGUGGCGGGGAUGGCGGAGGAGGAGGAGCUGACGAUGGGGUCGGACGACGACGCCGACGCGGAGAGCCCCGAGGAGAUUCUCGCCAAGAUAGACGACCGCUCGCAGCGCGUCGCGCACUUCCUGUCCGACCCCUAUCCCUACCUGCAUUCGCCCUCUCACUCACUCGCCCCUCGUCCCACCGCGGCCCGUGCAUUCGCCCCUCUUGCUCCCUCCAUACGCCCUUCUGCUCCCUCCAUUCGCCCCUCACUCCCUGCAUCCCUCUCGCUCCCUCCAUUCGGCCCUCUCUCUCCCUCCAUUCGCCUCUCGCUCCCUCCAUUCACCCUCUCGCUCCCUCCGUUCACCCUCUCGCUCCCUCCGUUCACCCUCUCGCUCCCUCCAUUCACCCUCUCGUUCCCUCCAUUCACCCUCUCGCUCCCUCCAUUCACCCUCUCGCUCCCUCCGUUCACCCUCUCGCUCCCUCCGUUCACCCUCUCGCUCCCUCCAUUCACCCUCUCGCUCCCUCCAUUCACCCUCUCGCUCCAUCCGUUCACCCUCUCGCUCUCUCCAUUCACCCUCUCGCUCCCUCCAUUCACCCUCUCGCUCCAUCCAUUCACCCUCUCGCUCUCUCCAUUCACCCUCUCGCUCCCUCCAUUCACCCUCUCGCUCCAUCCAUUCACCCUCUUGCUCCCUCCAUUCACCCUCUCUCUCCCUCCAUUCACCCUCUCUCUUCCUCCAUCCGCCCCUCUCUCUCCCUCCAUACGGGAUGCCCCUGAUUUCUCCCACGCGUCACUGUGA
Closterium sp. Naga37s-1 is the source of this 2301-nucleotide messenger RNA. NCBI's taxonomy places the organism in Eukaryota, Viridiplantae, Streptophyta, Zygnematophyceae, Desmidiales, Closteriaceae. The record is from the annotation of a GenBank genome assembly.